AUGAAUAGUUGUCGCUUGUGCAUGAAGCCUAGAGGGGUUAAACCCAUGAAUGCGGCGAUAGUGCGUAAAAUUGAAGUUUGUUUUGGAAUACAUAUCAAUCUCGCAGAUAGCACCUUGCCGAGAAACAUAUGCCGGCGGUGUACAAAAAGAGUAAACAAGUUCAAACAGUACCGGGACUUUUAUUUAGCUGUACAAGCUAAACUUUUCAUCAGACGUCCAAGCCGUUUUCUUCGCAUAGACAUGCAACCAUUGGUACAAGUUAUUCUAUCCCAGCAUGAAACGCCACGAUACAUUUAUCCACGUACCCAACCCAGACGUGAAAUCGCAAGACGACGUAGAAGUAGCACUGAUUCGUCGAGUUCCGAUAGCGAAAACGUCAGUUUAGAUCGCAGAGCUCAGCCAACUGAUCCUCGUAUUGUUGCUGUUCGUCUAGCAGAUCCCCAUAUUGUUACUGUUCGUCGUGUAACGCAUUCUCCCCGUGGACCACCUUACAAUCGACCAUCUGCGGAACCAACUGUUCCCCGCCAACGUGCAUCGCUUUCUCCAGUAGCAGAUCGUCGCCCAUCUUCUGAAGUUGCUGGUCCAUCAGUGUUAUGGCAUACCGUAACAUCAUCUGUGGAUGUUAAAAGCGAGCUGUCAAAUGAAACCCCAGGUGGAGAAGAGCUUGAAGCGGUCGAACAAACGGAGGUGUCGUUGUCGGAAGAGAACGGACCUAUGUUUGCCGCGAUGGAAAACAUGGAAUUGGAAGUACUUGAAACCGACGUACAAUCACAAGGUGAACCGGAAAGCUUGGAAGAUUUAACGAAUCUGCAAGAACAACAGAAUGUCGAUGUACAGGAAACUGCCGAUUUGAUACCUGCCGACGAUACACAUCAAAACGAGUUCGAAGAUGCAGAAGUAUUGGAUUCGGUUGAUAACGAUGUCUAUUAUCAGGAACGUGAUACGAACGCUAUAGAAAACGUCGAAACGACUGAGAACGGGGAAAUCGUUGACAAUGUUGUUGACCAAAAUCCUACACGACCUGCUCAGGAUACACGACGACGACGACGGAAUAAAAUCUCCGGCAGAGAACUCUACAAAUCGCUUCUGACCGAGUGCAACGUCUGCGGUAAGAAGGUCGAACGCAACCGCUUGGAGGGACAUAUUAAUCGUCAUUCGGGGCGUCGCCCGUACGGUUGUCCGAUUGAAGGAUGUCCCUCGCGAUUCCAUUGCAAACAUGCAUGCCGUUUACACGUUCGCUGUCGUCAUGGAUCGGAAACGUUCGCUUGCGGAACGUGUGGCAAACAGUACAAGGCACGUCGCGACCUUCUGGGACACAUCAGAGAAACUCACGUAGAGCCUAGAUUUAAUUGUGACAUAUGCGGAAAAUUAUUCACCACAAGGUCUCGGUUGAAGCAGCAUCGCUUCUAUCACACUGGGGAGCGAAACUUCCCGUGUCAUGUGUGCGAAAUGCGCUUUUAUAGCAACUUUCAGCUGAAGGUUCACAUGAGAACGCACACAAAGUCGUUCCCGUUCGUGUGUUCUGUUUGUAAUAAGUGUUUCCGCUACCGUCAUAUGGCAAAGGAACAUGUCGUCAAGGACCAUGGUAUCGAUAACACCCUGCAAAAAGAGUGGGUAAUACAGUAUCCGGAACCGGAUCCGGAGGAAGUGGAGGUGGUGAACACCGAGCGGAACAUCGUGCGUUAUAACAUCCAACGUCUCGAGGAAUCAGAAGAGAAAGACGAAUUGGAGGAAGGCGGAGAAGGUGUGACAAUGGCUGAACAUCAAACAGAACAACAGGAGCAUCUCGAGAUGGAAUAG
Messenger RNA from Anopheles marshallii, 1800 nucleotides. Its product is annotated as transcription factor E4F1-like. NCBI's taxonomy places the organism in Eukaryota, Metazoa, Arthropoda, Insecta, Diptera, Culicidae. Gene Ontology annotation, cellular component: nucleus. The record is from RefSeq and is a predicted model, not a curated record. The coding region runs from base 1 to 1800 and encodes 599 amino acids. The transcript is spliced from 4 exons. Gene Ontology annotation, molecular function: zinc ion binding.